This is a messenger RNA of Esox lucius (northern pike), 7539 nucleotides long. It is a transcript of the gene map4l, whose product is annotated as microtubule associated protein 4 like. NCBI's taxonomy places the organism in Eukaryota, Metazoa, Chordata, Actinopteri, Esociformes, Esocidae. Gene Ontology annotation, biological process: neuron projection development; microtubule cytoskeleton organization. Gene Ontology annotation, cellular component: neuron projection. The transcript has 17 exons. Gene Ontology annotation, molecular function: microtubule binding. The record is from RefSeq and is a predicted model, not a curated record. The coding region runs from base 384 to 3752 and encodes 1122 amino acids.
GUAGGCUAUACAGAACUGUCGUCUACUGUUAACAAUGAUUGGUCAAAUAAACUCUUAUGGAGGAAGGGACUGAGACGAUGGAUAGUGCACAAUCACAUCGGCUUUCCAAAUAUGGGCAGAAUCUACGCAGAAUGGUUGCGCGGCGCAGAAUCCUGAGCGCAGAUGGGAAUCGUUUGCCGCGCUGACAAUCUAUGCGUCAAAAAUAGAGACUCAAACGAAACACGGCAGCAUUUCUCGAUUGUGAUAGGCUGAGCGUGGUGAAGGAGGCGGGCUGUUUUUCUACGAUCAGUAAAGCGCACUGUACGAGAAGGUGGAACAGACUUCGACCAGCGACAUCCACGACAACCAUUGGCAAACUGAUAAAAAAAAACAGCAAAGGGACGAUGGACCUGAGCUUGCAUGAUGCACUCACGGACGGGGCGCCCAAGACGGGUGCAGACAGCCUGGCGAGGAGGGAGUUUGUGGCAUCCCUGAAGAAGGAGACUUUUGAUGACAAAGUUGGCGAGACUGUGGGAAAGAGCGAAUACCGCCCUCUCCUGGACGGGAAGGAGGGGAAAGGCUCUGGUAUGAUGCAAGGAGGACAGAUGGGGAUGCCGAGGCAGGAACCAAUGGGAGAGAAGCGUCCCUGUCCAACUGGACAACCGUCUGGCUUCAGUGCUGACUAUCUGUCAGGCCCAGUUUCUAGUGUGAUGGGUAUGUCUGGUGAUCAGUGGGGGAACCAGAACAAAGGAAUGAAGGACAGCAGCAAUCCAGACUCUGUCACAGGUUUCUCCCAGACAGGGAUGAUGAGUGUGCAUAUGGGUUCAGGGGGCGUGGCUCCGUUCCAGACAGGCAUGCCUCCAAUGGGCAACCCUCAGAAGGCCUCUGAGCCCCUCAAGCAAUCACAGUCCCCCUUUAAGUCCAGCGACCCCUCUGGUCCAGGCCACAACACCCAGUAUCAGGAGAACUCUGCAGAAGUUUGGUCAAACCCAACCCCAUGGGCUGGUGGUGAGUCCCGGCUGCAGGCCUCCGAGCGUCUCCCCCUCUCCCCCAGCGACUCAGUGGAGGAGAGCCCCAGCUCCGACCCCCUCAGCCCACGCGGCUCCCACAGCCAGGAGAACGGCUCUGGGGACGACAGGGUGGGUCGGGGGGUGGACAGCGGGAGCAAACAGCAGAGGAGGAAGAAAAAGAAAAGGAGGCCCAGGGAUGAGAUGUAUGACUUCCUGGACAGGCAAGAGGCGACCAACGCCAAGGUGGAAGAGGGCGACACGGAGAGCGGAGCCUCGGACGGCCCUCGGAGCCCCUCCUCACCCGGCAAGGAGGAGAGCUGGGAGUGUGAUAUCCGAGGGAGGGGUGGGGGUAGAGUUAGGGGGCGGAAGAACAAGAGCAGGAUGAAACUCCCAGAGGAGUGGGGGGCGCCGGGCCUGGAGCCCACGGUGCCCCACGUCACACCGGCCUCGGUGGCCCCGGAGUCUGCAAUGAUCACUGCCUCCGGUCACUUGAGUUCCACCCUGGAGAACAUCUCCUCCCUCGUAGCCGACCCCCAGGCUAACCCCUUCAGUGGUCAGGUCCCCACCGCCCCGCCCCUCACUGAGAACCCCAAACCCAGUGCCAUCUUCACCACAGAUCCUGCCCUCACAGACACAUCCACUAGUAACCUCAACAUGCUGGAGCAUCCUUCUCCAGCCAAGGUCCGCAUGGACUGGGAGAACGGGACUCCCGUCAAGACCGCUGCCUCUCCCGCCCCCCAUUAUGAACCCCUGUGUAAAGAUGUCCUACCCCACACUGAGGAUGAGGCCGCUACGUGUCUUACAGACAAAGCCUCAUCUGAUCAUCGCUGUACUGACGGAAUGGUGCCCACUGACCAGCAGCAGCUGGGCCCUCCGAGCUCCCCGGGUUUCAGCCCACGGGUCUCACAGACCUUCUCCUUCCUGGACUCGGUCCUUCAGACCCCGCCAGCUGGUACCCCUGCUUCACGGCCCCAGUCCCAGACCACCACACCUCAGGGCCCUCCUCCGAACACCAGCACCUCCUCCGCCGCAUUCCAGAGCACUCCUCCUCCACUGUUUAGCCACCCCUCCCAGCUUGAUCACGACACUCCCAGUCCUCACCCUGCAGUGGGCUCAGGCCUCAACCCCACAGCCCAACCCUUUAUCCCCACUUCCCUGCCACUCACAGAGCACCAGGAACCACCGCUGCCAGAGCCCCCCCUGCUGGAAGUGAAAGCAGAAAAUAAGGAGAAACAAGAGAAGGCCGAUUUAAAGAUGGAGAAGUCAGACAAGAUGGAGAAGAUGGACAAUUUUGGGAAGAAAGACAAAGAAGACCAAUCUAAGAAAGUCAACAAUGCGGACAAGAUUCAAAAGUCGGAGAAGAUCCUCAAAGACGAGGAGAAGUUUGAUAAGACAGAGAAAAAUCUGACGAACGAAAAAGUCGACAAGCCUGAGAAAACAAACAAAGAUGAGAAAAUGGAGAAGAAAGGAAAUGGGGAGAAAACUGACAAGGUCAAAGUAGAGAAGAAUGAAAAUUCUGGGAAAGGUACUGUAAAAUCUCCAACAAACAAUGGAAGCAAGCAGGACUUCCACAGCACAGACACUAAAGCCAAGCCUGCUGUUGGGUCAACCAAACCAAACCAAAACAAAACACGACCCUCCUCACUGUCCACUGGGGAGGCAGGUUGCCCCCCAAAACGUUCCUCCCCCACCACGGCAAAUAAAAAAAGCCCUGUUACCAAGGCAACCACUCCCACUGCUGGUUCCAAGCGGCCAAGUGCUGCUGCCAGCCGAACCCCUACAGCCUCCAAGUCCAAGACUCCGGAAAAUGGCACUUCCGAACGACGUCCUCCAGUGACAAAGGCAAAUGGUGUGGCCAAUAAGACUGGUUCCUCCACCACUACUAAACCUGCUGGUCCACGCCCCUCUGCUAGUGCCCCUUCUCUGCGCCGCAACACAGUUCCGAAGACUGAUACCUUGCCAGGUGAUGUGAAAAAGCCCAGCACAUUGAAGACAACACCAGCCAAGCCCAGAGUACCUCGCACCGCCACCACUGCUCCAAGCACUCCCGCCACCAACGGGGAGCAGCCUCGCAGACGCAUCACCAAGCCCCCGGUGCCCAAGCAGACACCACUGGAGAGGAAGCCUCCUGUACCCAAAGCUCCCAGGGCUCCCCGGCCCAUCAACGCACCUCUGCCGGAUCUGAAGAACGUGCGCUCCAAGAUCGGCUCCACAGACAACAUGAAGUACCAGCCUACCAGCGGCAAGGUCUCCUCGGCGGGGGCUUCCCAAUCCAAAGACGGCCAGGGCAAAGUUAUGAUAGUCCACAAAAAACUGGACUUCAGCCAUAUCACCUCCCGCUGUGGUUCCAAGGAUAAUAUCAAGCAUGUCCCUGGUGGAGGGAAUGUCCAGAUUCAACAUAAGAAGUUGGACAUGAGCAAAGUGACAUCGAAGUGUGGCUCUAAGGACAACAUCAAGCACAAACCAGGAGGUGGAGAUGUGAAGAUUGAGACUAAGGCCAACGGCAAUAGUAUUGGUAAUGGCAAGGCCAAGUCUAAAGUUGGGUCGAUGGACAAUAUUGGCCUUGAAGCAGCGGAUGGAAAAAACAAGGCUGAAGGCAUGAAGGAGAAAAUAUCUCCCCCUGGUGGAGCUGUGACCACAGAACCAGGAAGUAUGUCUAAGGAGAACGGGCAUAAGGAGAUCGUGCCUAACCCUAGUCCCUUUGGGGGUGACGGGCUGCGGGACCCGAUCGCCAUGGACAAACGUAUCCCUGAGACAAAUUGAGUCUUACAAGCUGAGCUUUCUCAAGCACGCACGGGCCACGGUGUCGACAUCAUCUCCCGGCCCAUCCCGAUUGGCAGCCACCCCUCACCCCCAUCACAGCACCUCUCUCAGUGUUUCUCUGGGGUCCGCCAGCUUCCUUUUCCACACCCGUUAGUUCCAACCCUCGUUACCCUACCAGGGGGGAGGGGGAAAACUACUGUACGCUAGCAGGACAAGGACUUCUUUAGCAGAUCGCAGCUUAUUCCGGCACCUUCCUUUUACCUCACCACACAGUGUUUCCUCAGUAUUCUCUAUCCUUGUGGCAUAUCUGUCCCAGGCAGUUGGUUUCAGAAAGCCAGUAUUAGUUUUGAGCGAAGAGUUCAGGCAGAUAGAGCAAGGUCUUAUCGCACGGUGGGUUGUGGUCUCUUCUGGAUUGCCCAGUUUAACUUGCUGUGAUAUAGGUGGAGUAGUUUUACCCUCAGAAUGAACCUUCUAGACGCUCGGUGCCCUCUUAGUGUUAUGUUGGAGCGGAGUGAAUAUUAUAUCAUAUCAUAUUAUCCUGCCUGCUUCUUUGGUUCCAGCCUAAAGGCACUUUGUUCCAAUACGACGUAGUGCUACUGCGAUCGAAAUCUCAAAUGUCUAAUUUGUCAUUGACUAUCACAACAGAGCCAGUGCUUUCUAUGUGACAGGCGUAACUCUAGGCAUAACAGCUUCCUUAUGCUCCUACUCACCUGGAUGAGCAUAACCUCCCCAGUACUGUAGGGACCCCAGGUGUCACCUGAGAUGAAUACAGAACAUCAUACUACGGCGAUGAGUGGAGCACCCCCUGUGAGAAAGUGGGACUGUCCUGUACUCCCAAUGAACAGUGGCUAAUACGUCACCCCCUCCCCCUGACUGAUCCAGUGUGUCUAAAUAACCCUCUGUAAACAUGUGACCCCCCCCCCCCACCCCACCCCCAUCCCCACAGCACACUCUCAACAAUAAGAAACUAACUAGUAGGCUGUUUGCAGCAGCAGGAUAUUCAACAUCUCUUUUAAAAAAAAAAAUCUCUGUAUUGUGUUCUUUUUUUCUCGUAAAUGAUUGUGACAAUGAGCUGAUGUGUCGUUUCGUUAUCAACUCCCCCCUUCUCCUCUUACUGUUACAUCUCUCUGAAAGCAAUACGGUGAGAAGACGACUUCCUUACACGCCCGUCCCCACACUUCUGAACUACAGUAUGGUUCAGUCAGAGAGAGACAAACCGGCUCUGGUCUGUGCACAGGGACUAGAUGCCUGGGAUAGGACUGAAUAGUGGGCAGAAAAAGUGAGGAAAGCCUAUGAUUACACCCAGGGAGUGGGGAGACUCCAGUGACGUUUGUGUUGUCCCCCAGUGUGAAACAAUCGUUUGGAGGUUGCAGGACACAGACCCAGAGGUGGACGUACACAAAAUAUCUUUCAUGAAUUACGUAGAUACGAAAGACAAACAGGAAACGGCGACGUGACUUGACUGAACUCGACUACAGCGUUGCGUAUAGAACUGUGACUGACAAGAAACACUAGGGCAGGAGGAACUCAAAUAGGGACAUAACGAGUGCCCAACGAGACACAGGUGGAACUAAUAGAAAAAACAUAGAAACAGAACCAAAAGACAAGUGAACAUAGAAAUGAUCAAGUCUCUAAAGUGUUGGCCCGUUUUUAGGGACAGGGAAAACUAGAGUGAUUUCAACAGAUUUCUUCACAAGUUUGGGAUGGACAAAGAGAUUAAUGAAUUGACCUCCAAUGUAACAGGCUUCUUAGCUACUCCAUUUGUUAAUAAGAAUUGAUUUGAAUGGCUGCUUAUGCUAUUGAAGACACUGUGAAUAUUCACAUUAUUGUAUAACAAUAGGUUUGCUGAAUUUAACAAAGUUAGUUUUUUCUUUUUUAACAAAUAGGAAAAUUACUCUGAUUAAACAGCUCAGCUGAAUUGUAUAACAAUAUAUGACUAUGAAUUAGGAUCCAGUGUGUAUGUGGAAGAUAAAUGAUCUUCAGGAUGGUCUCAUUUUUGUGAUCAGCACUAAGCAUGUGUGUGGAGUUGGUCAGAUUUGUGGUGCGCUGCUGGGUCAAGAUGGAGGGCGCCCCAUUGCCUUUAAAAUACUCACCCAACUCUUAAAGAAAUGACAGGUCCUUUUGGAGACACCAAUCGAGACUGUCCAACAGGAGAGAUAAUGGCCACAGAUGUCCAUGUGCAAUGGUGCCUUGUGGAUUCUCAAGGCUGGACUGUAAGUUUUAAUUUUUUUAGGGAGGUGCAUUCCCUCCCUAAAAAAAACAAAAACAUCUCCACGAGUAAAAUACUUUUACACUGAUUUGUUUGUUGUACUGUAAGCUACGAUGCUGCUUGACGUUUGUAAGGUGCGGUUUGACUCUUUUGUUGAGUGUGUGCACUGCAGUUGAGGAAAUAAUAGGGAGCACGAAUGGCAGAGAUAAUCAAAGUGCGGUUGGAUCAAAUUAUCGAGGAUGAAAGCAAAAGCACCUUAUAAAAUGUACAUGGUAUUCUUUCUCUCAACAGUCCCAUGAUUGGUUUAAAAAACUGCAUUUGAUAGAAUUUUUCCCGAAGAAUACAGUAAAUGGUACAGCAGAGGAAACCACUGAAUGUGGUGACGGUGGUGUGUACAUUUCAGGUUUGAGCUCUACAGUGCGACUGAACUGUUGGGAUGAUUGGAUGAACAGAUUUGUCUUUUAGUCUCCUUGGUGGUAACCUUGCUCACAAGUCACAUUAGUGGACUUUGGUGUCGUGCCGUGGGUACGAUGGUCACUCACUCCCAGUCUGUCCUCCUCGUGUCCGCAAGGAGUUCCGUUUAUUAGACUCACUCCUUCUGACACUUAACUCCUGCUUGCACCGCCACCUUCCACUAGUCCUCACAACAUCGUUUGUAAAUAGACAUCCACGUGUUUUUAUCACCAUAGGAAAAAAAGAUAUUGAUAUUAGGGUGUUUAUGUGGAUGUUGAGAAAAGCAUUUCAUGUUCAUGAACCCAUUUUUAGAGAUUGUUUUCUUUCUCCUUUCUGCAGUCUGCCUUUUAUCAGAAAGGGCUGAAGUACAAGAAUGUUUUUAAAAUGUAAUGUAUCAAAGAUGCAAGACAUGAAUAUAAUAUGUAUGAACUUUUUGGUUUGUUUUAAAAAAUCACAAUAAGCCACAAUAUAUUUAAUUUGACUGACAGAAGGAAGUGUGUGUCGAGUCCAGUUAUGGGCACUGCCAGUGAUGAUUAGCAUCUCCCUGGUUGUUCUAGGUCUGCUUUGACCCACUCCAUCUUUGAUAUUGCUUGAACACAAAUGUAUCUACACACUACACACUGUAGGUCAGAAAUCUACAUGGAACGAAGAAUAUUCACUGUCAUGAAUAUUCUUCCGAUGUUUUGUGUCACUGGCAAAUAAAUCGAGUGACAAGUGCCCAACUUUAAUCAGGUGGUUGAAAGUCAUGCUCCCACAUGCAGCACCUGACACACACGGUCCUUGAAUGUCACCCAGACGUCCCUCUUAAAGCCCCCCACCCCCACCCCAUGUGAGACUAACAGUAACAGUCUUUUGGCAUGUGUUAUGUAGCAAGCUCCUAUAAAGCAACGAGGAGCCAUAGCUGUGCUUCUGAAAGCAUACCUACAGUGUGCAUUUCUCUCAAUAAUGCACACCAUAAGAGCAUGCAGAAGACAAUGGAUUGUAGACAUCUGUCAUAGAUACAAGUUUAUUGUUUCCCCUUCAAUUUGAGAUGUAAUGUAAUUUGGUAUGAAAGAGAUGUUCAGUGAUUAAUUGUUAACUAGUGAUGUCAAUAUUAAUCAUGAAAUAAAAGACAAGCAAAACAUU